Messenger RNA from Prorocentrum cordatum, 318 nucleotides. NCBI's taxonomy places the organism in Eukaryota, Dinophyceae, Prorocentrales, Prorocentraceae. The record is from the annotation of a GenBank genome assembly.
AUGCCCUUGGCGCUGAACUCCCCGAGCAGCCAGGCACCUGCCCAUGCACCUCCCCCUUCUCCCAAGCCCGAUCUGCGCGAUCGCGGCGGGGGCGAAGCCCGCGAGGCCGCUCAGACGCCCGUGAGUUCUGCUCGGGCGGAGCUUCCAGGAGGAGGAGGGGGAGGAGGAGGAGAGGGGGAGGAGGAGGAGGAGGAGGAGGAGGAGGAGGAGGAGGAGGAGGAGUGCGCAACAGUUCGACACGCGCAGAACCGGUGCCCCCACCGAGGGCGAUACAAUACCGGCUCACGGUCGCAACAAAAGAUCCUGGGGCAUCACUAG